Symbiodinium pilosum is the source of this 2790-nucleotide messenger RNA. The record is from the annotation of a GenBank genome assembly. NCBI's taxonomy places the organism in Eukaryota, Dinophyceae, Suessiales, Symbiodiniaceae.
AUGCUGAAGGCUCGACGCCUUGGCGUGCCCCAUCUUUGGCCGUCUCGGGUGAAGGUCUUCUUCUUGGCGAUUCUAACAUCUGUCUUCAACUUCAGUGUGUUCCAAUAUCUGCACAAUGCCAAUGUCGCAUACCUGAACUUGUCAUCGCCAUCUUACAAUGAGAUCGUGUGCAAGUUGCCUCGGGAGGAGUGUGCAAGCAAUCCCGACCCAGCAAGCUGCACAGUGGACUUGGAGGAUCGUCUUUUAAGUAGCGAUGAGCCAGAGAUCGAGAUUCCUGACCGCGAAGUCUCUAGCGACAGCGGCCUGCGGCAGAAGCAGUUGAAGCUCGUGCUGGCAGAAAUGGGAAAAUGCGAGGAAGCACGUGAAGUUGGGCUGCUUGCAGAGUCUGCAGUGGAGUUGGUCAACCUCUACGAGAAGCAGAGCCGUAGCAUCCAACUUGACACCUCAGAUGCGGGUGACGCAUCAAAGGCUGAGCAGUGCAAAGCUCUAGAUGCUCAGAAAGCAGCACUUCUGGCAGCGAGAAUGGCCUUAAAGGACAGAGAGUGGGCUCUGGUUGAAGCCAAGCAUCGCGCCCAGCAGCUGGAGGAGGAGCGUUUGCAGCAGGACUACCGCAUUCGGGCCUUGCAGACAGCGCUUGACAAGGCGUUGUCCUCGAGGACAGAGGCCGAGAAACGCCACCUAGAAGCUUAUUCCACAGCCGAUGCUGAGGCCGCGGAGCAGAGGGGCGAGCUGAGGAAGCGGCUUUCGGACGCCGAGGUCGCAAGAGAUCAGGCCAUGGCUGAUCUCGCUGCUGUGGAGGAGCGCAUCGAGGAAGCACGGCGAGUGGCGGAUCGCCGUGAAGAGGACUUGCUUUCCCAGCUCGCUGCGCAGGAAGCGCAGCUGCAGGAACUCCAGAGCAAGCUCGACAGUCGCGAGGCUCGUUCGUCGCCAGAAGCGCCAAGCGAGGCGAAAUCCUCGGAAACGUUUCCGCCAGCGCGGCCUAGUUUUCGUCUUCAGGGAAUGCCCAGCGGAGGCCUCACUGAAGAGUCGCACAUCCAGGGUGUAGGCAUGGUGAUGGCGACCCCACGCUUGCACUACAAUCCGCCGAGCGCACCUCGAGCACCAAAGCCACCUCCAACCGAGACGAGGGGCAAGUAUGUGCAGUGCUUGCUAGUUGAUGCCAGUGAGGCAGCACAGAACAGCGUUGGCAAUGUCCUGCUCGUUCACCGCUUGAUCUCGCAUGCGUUGAUUUUCCAUUUUUGCCGGUCGUUCCUCACUCACUCACCCCCCGUUUGCGUGUCGCUGCAACUUGGCCUGGUAGCGCCUGGAAGUGAUGUUCGAAACGGAGUUGGGUGGGGUAGGUCGGUGGCCGAUCCAGAUGCUGUGAGGUCUAAGAUCUCUGUGUACAGCAUGACGCCGGUGACCAUGUCAGAUGGGGUGCUGGUCUUUACUCAAUCGUCUGAACCUGACGACACCAUGCCCACACCUACCGGACCUGGCUUUGCUAGAAGAGGAUCAGAGACCAUUCAUCUUGUGUCAAUCCUAGCUCUGAUUUGGUUGUCAGAUGUGAUGCUCUUGUUCACAGAGGUCAUGCUUUGGUCGCUGUUCCAAGCGGUUGCCUUCAUGGUGGUAAUGUACCCUUUUUCGUUACUGGUCUGUGUAUAUGCCCCGGUGAAAAUGUCUCGGAUAAUGGUUUUUCUUUCAUCCAUCCUUUGCGCAAUGUGGGCUGUGGUCUUCGUGGUCUUCACCUCACUGGUGGAUACCCAUGCGUAUGCAGUGCUGUGGGGGGUGUCGGAGCCUGGUGCAUCGACCAGCUGCCUGUGCCUUUGUGAGUUUCCACUGAGCAGGCCAGUCGUGUUGCGGAUUGUGGUUCUUGGGAUUGGUGUGUGCUGGCACUCAAUUAACCUGACCCUUCGAGCUCUAAAAGGCCUACGACGUGCACAGUGGGCCAACAUGUUCAGCGUGCUGUAUUCUGUGCCUGUCGAAGCCUUCCCUGUGGUAUGGGAGCGGCCCCAGGAGGCUGGUGGGGGCCCAGUGAAGUGGCGCACGGAGGGCGAGGCCAUGCAGUCAGAGCCUGCCUUUGACCCCUUCUGCCUCAUGGAUGAACAGCCAGAAAGCGCAUGGACCAGAGCCAUCAUUGCACCAGUGCCCGUGAAGGAUGACUCACGUUUGACUGUUUGGGAGCCAUACCUGGGCACGCUGGACAUGGAAAUCGGUUGGUGUGGCUUUCCCCGGCCCGUGGGCGGGGCGUGGGAGAGGGACACAGACUGCGAAAGCGAAUCCUUGAAGAGCAGGGAUGACGCGGACACUGCGAUGCAGGAAGUCACAAAUUCUUCAUCCUGCAGAGCGGACCCCGGCAGUCAGAACGGCACCUCACAUGGUAUCUGGUCCAGAAAGGUGAAGAAGCGUCCUCCACCCAUGCUCUUUCUGCAUACGGAGGUCGAGGAGGAUGAGGCUGAGGAGGUUGAGGCUGCUUCAGGCGCAGACGACGUGCUGCAAGUUCUGCGAGACUGGGACAAUGAUCCGGGCCCAAAUGGCAGCAGGCCUGCAUCAGCUUCCAACAUCUCGUUCAAUCGGCGGCUCUCAGAUGCCCAGGACAUCUUUCACAUGGGAGGUUUGGCGGACCUGCGCCCGCCCACCCCUGCAUCGGGCGCGUCGGGGCCGCCGUCUGCUCCAGUAUCGCGGCAGCCGACCCCAACAGAACAGAGCCAUAGGAGCGCCCCAAGCAUCGUUGGACGAAGAACGCUGACCCCAGGGGGCCCGGCCCGCUCCUCCAGAGGCGGUCCUCCAGGGCCACCGUUCCUCGUGUGA